Messenger RNA from Ahaetulla prasina, 1867 nucleotides. It is a transcript of the gene CACNG1, whose product is annotated as calcium voltage-gated channel auxiliary subunit gamma 1. NCBI's taxonomy places the organism in Eukaryota, Metazoa, Chordata, Lepidosauria, Squamata, Colubridae. Gene Ontology annotation, biological process: regulation of calcium ion transmembrane transport via high voltage-gated calcium channel; calcium ion transmembrane transport. The coding region runs from base 187 to 870 and encodes 227 amino acids. The transcript is spliced from 4 exons. Gene Ontology annotation, cellular component: membrane; L-type voltage-gated calcium channel complex. Gene Ontology annotation, molecular function: voltage-gated calcium channel activity; calcium channel regulator activity. The record is from RefSeq and is a predicted model, not a curated record.
CGCAGCCGACUGCCUGUCUUCCCCCAGCCCCCAACCUCCUCCCCUCUGGGAUAGCAGGGCUGACAUUUGAACGUGCUUCAAGCUACACCAAGCCUUUUGGGAGACGCCUUCGGCAACUCUCGGUGCUCCUUGCCAGAGGAGCAAAAGCAGCACCUAGCCCCUCUUUCUACCCUACGUUUUCCAGCCAUGACCGAAGGCAAAGCUCUCAAAGUCCGGGUGACCUUUGCCAUUAUUCUGAUAGGGGUUGCCUUGAUGUUCACGGCAGUGGUGACCGAUCAUUGGGCUGUGCUGAACCCCAAGGUAGAGGAAUACAACACUACCUGUGAGACGGCUCACUUUGGGUUAUGGAGGCUCUGUAUCAAACGGAUCUACGUUGAAGAAAACAAGAUGGAGAAGGAACAGGGUUGUGGGCCCAUAAGCCUGCCAGGAGAAUACAACUGUUCCUAUUUCACACACUUUGUCUCAGGAGAAAGCACUGAGAUCUUUCAAGUAUCAACGCAACGAGAAUACAGCAUUUCUGCAGCUGCCAUUGCCAUCUUCAGCGUGGGCUUUUCCAUCAUCGGAACCAUUUGUGUCCUCUUAUCCUUCCGGAAGAAGAUGGAUUACCUCUUGAGGCCAGCUGCCAUGUUCUAUACGUUUGCAGGCCUGUGUAUCAUCAUAUCUGUGGAAGUUAUGAGACAAUCGGUCAAAAAGAUGAUUGCGAGUGAUGACACAGAAUGGAUAGACUACUACUACUCCUGGUCCUUCGCCUGUGCCUGUGCCUCUUUCGUCUUGCUGUUCCUCUGUGGAGUGGCACUUCUGCUCAUCUCCUUGCCUCGCAUGCCACAGAACCCGUGGGAGACUUGCAUGGAUGCCGAGCCAGAACAUUAAGUGUCGCCAGCUCGUGUUGCCACUUCAGCCGUAUCAUAUCCCUCCUGUCCCUCAAAGGCCAGCUAUAUAUAUAUAGAGAGAGUGAGAGAUGACCUCCAGGAGCUGGUGUGGGAAUAUCUUUGGAUCAUGCCUACUGAGAGAAUCAGUUAGGAACUGAAUGCAAAAUCCUGAGAUUAAAGAAGUGAUGAAGAUGACCUCUUUUGACAAGAUGUACAAAGAUUUGGCCUGGUUGCACUGCUAGAUUGGUAACACAGCCUGAAAAUGUUGGUAUAAAUGUCCCUGAACAGAAAUACAGACAAGAGAGAAAAUUUGUCUAAAUAGGAGUUGUGGUCACUCUUUUAGGGACAAAUAACCUGAUGCCAACCUGAUGUUUUGGAUUAUAGCUCCAUUAAUCCUUCAUAAUUGGCCAUGUUAACAGAGACCCAUAGGAUAUGUAAUCCAAAACAUCUGGGUGACUCCUGCCCCGUUUGAUUAACCUUAAGAAUGACAAAGGGGGGAAAAAACCCCUGAAAUCAUAUUUUGUCAGUGUAGAUUUUUUUUCUCCAUCUGUAAAUAACCUUACUACCAAUUUGGAGGCACUCGUAAUGUUAUUAAGCACGUUACAAAAACAGAUUCUAAAAAAAAUGUUGGAUAACAUGAAGAUGGAAGAAUCUCUAAGGCAUAUGCUUAGAGUCAACACUGAUGAUUUUUUAUUAUAUUUCUUAUAUGUCAGCUAGUAAUUUGUUGAGCUGGUAUGAUUGGGGAAUGACAGAGACAAGGAAAUUGAAUAAUAAUAAUGAUGAUUUUGAAAACUAAAACAAAUUAUACAGAGGGAAGCCAGCAGGGGAUCUGCUCCAAUCAUCAGCUAAUAUUUUUAACUACAGUCUUCCCGCAUCUGCCACCAUCCAGAUGUUUUUGACCAAAAGACACAAUAUGUACGUUUGAGUAUUUCGUAGCAUUUGCAGCCUGGUUAGCAUUUGUAAAGGACAAGAAGCUAUUAAACUGGUUGAGUACAGGA